This is a messenger RNA of Trichechus manatus latirostris (Florida manatee), 857 nucleotides long. RefSeq names its product olfactory receptor 2T2-like. The record is from RefSeq and is a predicted model, not a curated record. Lineage: Eukaryota; Metazoa; Chordata; Mammalia; Sirenia; Trichechidae. The annotation marks the transcript as partial. Gene Ontology annotation, molecular function: olfactory receptor activity. Gene Ontology annotation, biological process: G protein-coupled receptor signaling pathway; detection of chemical stimulus involved in sensory perception of smell. The transcript has a single exon. Gene Ontology annotation, cellular component: plasma membrane.
CACCAUGUUGGGUUUUACAUUGUUGCCAUCACAGGAAACACCACCCUGGUCCUCCUCCUCUCUCUGGAUCCCCGGCUCCACAGCCCCAUGUACUUCCUGCUCAGCAAGCUCUCCCUCAUGGACAUUUCCCUCAUCUCCAUUAUUGUCCCCAAGAUGUUAACCAACUUCUUCUCAAGGACAUUAUAUAUUUCAUACAUUGGCUGUGGGACUCAGGUCUAUUUCCAUUCUGCCCUUGGUGGCAGUGAAUGUAUUUUGCUCACUCUGAUGGCCUAUGACCAAUAUGUGGUUAUUAGUAACCCCUUAAGGUAUGUGGCUAUUAUGAAUUCUGAGGUUUGCCUGCAGAUGGCCAUUGUGUCCUGGAUUGGGGGAGCUAUCAAUUCCCUAGUUCAAACCACAUAUGCCAUGCAUUUUCCCAGAUGUGGCUCAAGAGAAAUACACCAUUUUUUCUGUGAGAUACAGGCAGUUCUCAAGCUGUCAUGUGAGAACACUUCAUCUUAUAAGAAAGUAGUGUCAGUAAUGGGAAGUAUAUUUCUCCUCAUACCCUUUGCCCUCGUUCUCACUUCCUAUACUCUCAUCUUCCUUAGGGUUCUCCACAUAAAUUCUUCCAAGGGAAGAAAUAAAACUGUUGCCACAUGCUCUUCACAUCUGAUGGUGGUAUUUCUCUGCUUUGGUCCAACCAAUGUCAUCUACAUGACUCCCAGUGCCUUGCUCUCCCCAGAACAGGACCAGGAUCUCUCUGUAUUCUAUACCAUUGUCACUCCCAUGUUGAACACCCUCAUAUACAGCCCAAGGAACAAGGACAUAGGAGAGGCUCUGAAGAAAAUUCUGUGCAAAACUUACUCAUAAAUUAGUCUGAU